Messenger RNA from Trypanosoma brucei brucei TREU927, 1281 nucleotides. RefSeq lists its product as hypothetical. The coding region runs from base 1 to 1281 and encodes 426 amino acids. NCBI's taxonomy places the organism in Eukaryota, Euglenozoa, Kinetoplastea, Trypanosomatida, Trypanosomatidae. The transcript has a single exon. The record is from RefSeq and is a predicted model, not a curated record.
AUGCUUAAGGCCUGUUUGCCGCGGCACCUGCGCGUAACUCCGCUGUUACGCGUGUGGGCCGCUGAAGAGGAUGAUGCGAAUGCUCCGCCAACUACAUUUAAAAACGUCAAACCCGGCCGGUUGUUGCGACUUUGGAGACAAAUACGCCAGCGCGCAUGGGUUGCCUUCACAUGGGAUGAAGAAUGGACGAGUCCUGGAAGUGAGGGUUACUUGCAUCAGCAACGACUUGAACAGGUUUGCUUUGCUCCUCUAUCAGCAUAUGGUAUGGUUCCGGGUUCCUACUGUGACCCAUUGUUGUACAAUACAAAAAAUACCUCACCAUUCCGCUGGCACGUAGCCAACACUUCAUCAGAUAUCGUCGGUCACUGGUACAUGGAGGCGGAUGAAAUAUUUCGUAUCAAAGACUGGCAACCGAAGAAUCCCGAUGACCCGACUGAGAUGUUUCCCCGACCCCCACAACAGAUUCUCAAGUGGGAUGAAACCGUGGAUGAACACGGCAACCGCACCUUCCGAUACAAAUAUCGUUACGACUUUAUGGGACCUACGGGUAUGUGGGAGGCAUACCCGCGUUACCCCUUUUCGCAUCUUUAUCUUAAUGGACAAGAUCAUCAUGGCAGGGCAGAGGGAUACGGAUUCAAGCAGGGUCAUUUGUUACGCUGCAGUGAAGAGGAGGAAGAGGUGUUACGUCGCAUCAUGGAGGAGGAAGAUAAGGAAUGGGAGAUGGUGAAGCGGACGGAAGUGGUGCAGGAGCCAUGGUCGUAUCCAGGCAAAAUACGGCCUCAGGACUUUAAUGGUGCAGUGGAGCGUGCCAAGGCAAGAUUUAGGGAACAAAUUAAGCAAGGAAAAGAGACGGAUCCGAGUGAGGAUCCAGAUUAUGAUUUAGUGCAAGCAGGUGAAUAUGUGGAGCCUCGUGAUGGACCACGUGCGGAAUGGCGGCACUUGUGGACAUCAAACAGAGCGAAGGGUGAGCCACUGCCAUAUCAGGUAACAUUUAACGACGGUAUCACUUUUGAGGACAAUGAGGAGAAGCCACCUGUGCAUCCGGCAAGUCAUUACGAGGUGAAGCCGAAGGAGGCUCCGUACAAGAAAUACGAGGAACAAGACACGAAAGAGGCGGACGAGAAACAAAAGAAACUCAAGGAGCAGUGGGAAAAGUCAUUUGAAGAGUCCAUUUCGCGACACGAGAAGACUGUUGGGGACGGUAAGACUAGCGGCGGUAACAGUGAUAGUCGUAGCAGUGGCAGUGCUGCAGAUAGCGGUGCCAAGGAACCUCCCAAAUAA